Messenger RNA from Aplosporella prunicola CBS 121167, 3141 nucleotides. RefSeq lists its product as uncharacterized. NCBI's taxonomy places the organism in Eukaryota, Fungi, Ascomycota, Dothideomycetes, Botryosphaeriales, Aplosporellaceae. Gene Ontology annotation, cellular component: catalytic step 2 spliceosome; intracellular anatomical structure. Bases 1 to 3141 code for a protein of 1046 amino acids. Gene Ontology annotation, biological process: mRNA processing. Gene Ontology annotation, molecular function: ATP binding; RNA binding. The record is from RefSeq and is a predicted model, not a curated record. The transcript has 8 exons.
AUGCGGACGUGGAUAUCAGACCAGCUGAUCAAGCUGUCGGGCGCCUCGGACCCGACCGUCAUUGACUUUGUCGUCGCGACGGCGAGCAGCUCCAAGUCGUCGGGCCAGCUGCAUGACAAGCUCGCCGGCUUCCUCGACGGCUCCUCCGCCGACAUACGCCGCUUCAGCGAUGAUCUGUUUGCGCGCGCGGGGAAGCCGCCGCCGGCGUCGGGUGUUGGUGCCGCGCCGGCUGCCGCGGGGGGCAAGGCUGCUGGCGCAAAGCCCGCGCGCAAGAAGUACGCCUUGCUGGAUAUGGAGGAGGAUAUGCCGCCGCCCCCGCCUCCGCCGCCGGCGGCGGAGAAGAGCGAGAAGCGCAAGGAGAGGAAGAGGGAGCGCAGUCGUGAUCGUGGCGAUAAGAAGGACAGAGAUGGUGGGCAUCGGGCGAAGAAGCUGCGGAGGCGGGAUGUCGAUGAUAUUGAAGGCCGCUGGGGCGACGAGGAUUAUUUCGAGGAGGAAGAGCAGUUUGAAGAGCCGUCGCCGAAGCGCGCUCGGACGGACGACGGCUCUGCGUCUCCUCGGCCUGCGGAGGAAGAAGAAGAAAUUGACGAAGCGGAGCGUGAUCGAAGAGAGCGCGAAGAGUUCGAGAAGCGGUUGCGGGAAAAGGACGACAAGUCUUCCAAGAAGGUCGUAGAGGACCGGACUGGCGCCAAAGAUGCUGCUCGGAGACGAGCGCUAGCCGACGAUGCGCAAGCACGAGAGGCUGCCCUAGGUGACUUGAGGUUACGGUCGCGGCAAGAAUACCUGAAGAAGCGUGAGACAGAGCAACUCGCGCUUCUUCGGAAACAAGUCGCGGAGGAAGCCGAAGAAGAGCGCAGAGCUGCUCCUGGUGAGUUGAGUCAAGUAGAACUCGACGAGUUUGCGCGCAAUAGGGAAACCUUGAGGCUCGCGGAAGAGCGUCAGCGGGUCGACGAGCAUAUUGACGGCUACGCGCUGCCCGAGGACUAUAUCACGGAGAAGGGCAAGAUCUCGCGGAAGAAAAAGGAAGAGGCGCUCUACAAACGCUAUGUCGACCGCGACGAGUAUGGCAGGGAGAGGUUCGUGACGGAACAGGAAGAGUGGGAGCGCGAGCAGACGGCCAAGGCCAAGGCUCAAAUCCUGCGUCCUGAGCGCGUCAACGAAGGAGACUACGAAUACGUCUUCGACGACACGCAAAAAAUCAACUUCGUCAUGGACCAGGCUCUUCCUGGGCAACGAAAAGGGACGGCGGAGCAGCAGGCGUUUGAGAAACAAAUCACUGCGGCCGAGGCAAAGGCCAAAUCGAUCGAAGAGACGAGAAAAAGCCUUCCCAUCUACUCUUGGAAAGACCAGUUGAUGACGGCCAUCGGGGAGUACCAGUGCGUGGUUGUGGUUGCGGAGACGGGCUCCGGAAAAACCACGCAGAUACCCCAGUUCCUGCACGAGUCGGGCUACACGUCCAAGGAAGAGAACGGGAAGACCAAGAAGAUGGUCGCUUGCACGCAGCCCCGUCGCGUGGCCGCCAUGUCUGUCGCUGCGCGUGUGGCUGAGGAAAUGGGCGUGAAGCUGGGCAAGGAAGUCGGCUACUCGAUUCGAUUCGAGGAUAACACGGAUCCGAAGAACACGAUCGUCAAGUUCAUGACUGACGGUAUGCUUCUGCGCGAGUUCCUCACGGACCCGGGUCUGGAGAACUAUAGUGCCAUCAUCCUGGACGAAGCCCACGAGCGGACUCUCGCUACGGAUAUUUUGUUUGGAUUGCUCAAGGAUGUUGCGAGAGCGCGGCCGGAUCUGAAGCUUAUCAUUUCUUCAGCCACGGUCGAUGCUCAAAAGUUCAGCGAGUACUUCGAUGAUGCUCCCAUUUUCAAUGUCCCGGGCCGUCGCUUCCCUCCUGAAGCCAACUAUCUCGCUGCUGCCGUCACUACUGUCUUCCAGAUCCACAUGAGUCAACCUCGUGGCGACAUCCUCGUCUUCUUGACCGGACAGGAUGAAAUUGAAAAGAUGGCAGAAGAUCUUGCGGAAACUUCGAGAAAGUUGGGUUCUGCUGCUCCAGAGUUGCUCAUCUGUCCCAUCUACGCAAACCUUCCCCAGGAAGAGCAGGCGAAGAUCUUCGAACCCACGCCACCAAAGGCGAGAAAGGUUACGUCUUUGACCAUUGAUGGUAUUGUGUACGAAAACGUGUACAAUCCUCGCACGGGCAUGGAGUCUAGGGCCUCAGCAAACCAGAGAGCGGGCCGUGCCGGGCGCGUUGGGCCUGGACAUUGCUUCAGGCUUUACACCAAGUGGGCGUUUUACAAUGAAUUGGACCCGAACACUACGCCCGAGAUCCAGAGGACCAAUCUUUCCAGCACCGUUUUGUUAUUGAAGAGUUUGGGUAUCAACGAUCUCGUUAGCUUCGAUUUCAUGGAUGCUCCACCUGCCGACACUCUUAUCAGGUCAUUGGAGUUGCUCUACGCUCUGGGAGCGCUGAACGACAAAGGCUCGUUGACGAAACGGGGCCGGCAGAUGGCCGAGUUCCCCGUGGAUCCCAUGGCUGAUCAGCUUCACAUAAUGGCCAUGCUCGGCGAGUCGUCUGCUCUCUUCUUCCGGCCCAAGCAGCAGAAGAUCCACGCCGACUCGGCACGUGCCCGCUUCACCGUCAAGGAGGGUGGCGACCACCUGACACUGCUGAACAUCUGGAACCACUACGUUUGGGCCAAGGAGAACUUCCUGCAGCAGAAGUCGCUGUCGCGUGCGCGCGACGUGCGCGACCAGCUGGCGCGGCUGUGCGACCGGGUCGAGGUGACCAUCACGUCGUGCGGAGCCGGGGAGCUGGUGCCCAUCAUGAAGAGCAUCACGGCGGGCUUCUUCCCCAAUGCGGCGCGGCUGCAGCGCGGCGGCGACAGCUACCGCACGGUCAAGAACGGCAUGACGACGUACAUACACCCGAGCUCGGUGCUGACCAAGACGGGCGACUCGCCGCAGCGCUUCGUGUGCUACUACGAGCUCGUGCUGACAAGCAAGGAGUACAUGCGCAACGUGAUGCCCAUUACGGACCCGACGUGGCUGCACGAGGUGGCGCCGCACUACCACAAGAAGAAGGAUCUGGAAAGCUUGGGGACGGACAAGAAGAUGCCGAAGGGGCAGGGGGCGGCGGGGAGCAAGCUGUGA